AUGGCUUUUCAACCUAUUGUCGAACAAAUUGAAACAAUAACUUUGGAAGAAGUUGCAAGUUCUGAAGAUACAGUUUAUUAUGACACAGAUGCUUUGUCACAAAGAUUGACGAGAGAAUUUGGAGAACGUGAUAGAAGAAUCCGUUCUCUUGAAAGAACAAAUGAAACCUUUAUUAGUUUUAAAAAAACUAAUUUUCGAGAAAUUGAAACAAACUUUAGAAUAGAUACGUAUAAUGAGAAUGUUGAUAGAGCAGUUGAAAAUGUAUAUAAAAUUGCAGAUGAACUGCUGGCGACUAAGAUUAAGAAACGUGAAUUGUAA
This is a messenger RNA of Dentiscutata erythropus, 318 nucleotides long. Lineage: Eukaryota; Fungi; Glomeromycota; Glomeromycetes; Diversisporales; Gigasporaceae. The record is from the annotation of a GenBank genome assembly.